GUGGACCCAUGAUAGUGGGAGAGUGUGUUGGGUCCAUGCGUUUACAUAUUUUCCUAGACGUUUAUAAGCCAGCAGAAUUUCUGAAUAUAUUUUUGACAAAAUCAAUUCAAUUGUUUAGAAGUACUCAUAGCGAGCGGUUAAAGCACCGCGCUUUCAAAAGUCGUACGUGGUAGUGAGAAAAUAAAAGAUUGUGUUUUGACGUGAAUAAGCAUUUUAUUUGAAUUUGAUGUAGCGUCGCUUGUGUUUAAUUUUAUUUCUUUGUUUGCCUUUCUCGGUUCAACCAGUCAAGUCAAAAUAAUUAUAACUACAAUAAUUGGUACAAUACACAAAUGAACAGUUUUCACUGCAUUCCAAUCGCUGGCAGCUGUUGUACACGCACAUAACCUCAAACAUAACCAGCUGAUUGUGAUUAGAUUGCUACAAAACUACAAUUUGUAAACAAAGUGUUAUCAGCGCAAAUAAUACAUACUCCUACACUCUUUGAAUUUUUUCCUUUACGCUUCUUCCGUUCUCUUGUGUCGGUCGAGUGUCGGUCGAGUUGCAUUGCUUUCAACGUGGUGAGUUUGGAGUUUAGGAAGGAGUGCGUUAGGACACAAGGACAAAAUGAAUAUUGACACAUUGCGAAAUGAGUUUGAAGAGCUCACCAAAGAGUACAACGAACUUGAGGAAUGCAAUAGCCGAUAUAUUGAGUUACUGGAGCAGCUUCACAGCCAUCAACAAAAAUGCUUUAAUGAAAUAAAACAUCAGCGUUAUCGAAUGAAUCAAAUCACCGCUUCGCUCAAACAAUGUAAAACCGCUCAAACACCGGAAGAGAAGGAAAAAGUAGAGGAAUUACAGAAAAACACAUUGAAGCGGAAAGCGCAGAUUCAUGAAAUUGAACAGUCAUUACCCACCAAAUCGGGAUUAUAUCUCAAGAUCAUUUUAGGCGAUGUCAACGUAUCCAUUUUGAACAGAAACGACAAAGUUCGCUAUAAAGAUGACUAUGAAAAGUUCAAAUUAAUACUCAACGUAAUUGGACUGUUAAUGGCAUUUCUCAAUUUGAUAUUCAACUACAGGGCACUGGAACUGGCAUAUAUUUUCCUACUAGUCUGGUAUUAUUGCACCCUCACCAUACGUGAAUCGAUACUCAAAGUGAAUGGAUCGCGCAUUAAGGGCUGGUGGCGAGCGCAUCAUUUCAUCUCAACAGCAGCUGCUGGUGUAUUGCUUAUUUGGCCACAGGGCGAACAUUGGCAGCUAUUCCGCACUCAAUUCAUGUACUUCAAUGUCUAUAUCAACAUUGUGCAGUAUUUGCAAUUUGGCUAUCAAAAGGGUUUGCUCUAUCGACUGAAGGCGCUCGGCGAACGUCACAAUAUGGAUAUCACCAUUGAGGGCUUCCACUCGUGGAUGUGGCGUGGACUGAGUUUUCUGCUACCAUUUCUAUUCGGCGGCUAUACAUUCCAAGCUUACAAUGCAUGGACAUUGUAUAAAUUGACAACGGAUCCACCAGGAGCGCCAUGGCAUGUGUCUGUGAUGUGCGGCUUCUUCACCUUACUCUUCAGCGGCAACAUUAUCACCACAUUAUUAGUUGUGCCCGAGAAGAUACGUGAACGUGCCAAGGAACGCUAUCGUCUACAGUCUAUGGGUACCUCGAUGAAAUUGCGCAAAAUGAUGAGGAAUAGCAUUAGUGAAACGGACAUUUCCAGCCAGCAAUCGCUAGCCAAUAGUACUACUAAACUAGACAACUCUACCUCCUUACAUGCCAUAGGCGAUGCAGUAGAAACAACAGCAGCAGCAGCAGCAGCAACAACAACACCAACAACAGAUUUAACAACAAAACCGACUUUAAUUACCGGUAAUGCAAUACCAUCAAUAGAUGUGGGUGAUGUACUACCACAUGGCCAAAACAAUGAGAAGGAACAGCAGCAGCAACAACAACUACUACAACAGCAGCAGCAGGAAGUAGAGAAAGAACAGUCAACGGAAAUAACAAAACCAGAGGAUAAGAAGAACAAUUAAGUGAUGAUGGGGAUGUGAGUAGUGAAAUGGAUUAUGAUGGUGAAGUUGUAAGAGUUGGUCAGUUGGUCAGUUGAAAAGUGUGUGGAGUUUUUUCUUUCAAUUACACACUUACACACUGAGCCUGUUAACUUGAAGUUUUUUAGCUGUCGACAAACUGAAGAAAAAGUCAAACGGAAAUAGUAACUAAAGCAGAAAGGGGAAUUAAAGCGGUAUUACAAGUGUAGUGAAGUCAAGGAAUUGUCUGUGUUUGUAUUGUAUUUAAGGAAUUAUAUCAAAAUGAAUUUAAUUAAGAAAGUGUGUUAUGAAUUUAUCAAAAAAAAUCAAAGGAAAUUAACAAUUCACACAUUAGGCAGCAUAAAAUGUAAACGCAACCGUUAAACAUUUAUUAUAGGGCUAUCAUUUGAUAUUACUACUAAAAA
Ceratitis capitata (Mediterranean fruit fly) is the source of this 2414-nucleotide messenger RNA. RefSeq names its product transmembrane protein 120 homolog. Gene Ontology annotation, cellular component: membrane. The record is from RefSeq and is a predicted model, not a curated record. NCBI's taxonomy places the organism in Eukaryota, Metazoa, Arthropoda, Insecta, Diptera, Tephritidae. The coding region runs from base 604 to 1995 and encodes 463 amino acids. The transcript has 9 exons.